AUGGGCAGCAGUUGAUCGGUGUAAGGCUCAAUCUCUCUUAAACCGAUGGAGGUACAUCGACAUCUUUCACCUCCCUCCACAGAAGAAGCUCCAGCCUGGACUAAUGCCUCCUCCUCCGUGAUUCCCAACCAAACCUUCCCUCCUCCGUUUCUCCUUCUGACAGAGAACUGGACCAACAGCCGAACUCCAGAUUAUGCACCAGGAGUCGCCGGGAUCCUCAUCCCUCUCAUCUACAUCACCGUCUGCAUCGUGGGUCUGAUCGGAAACACUCUGGUCAUCCACAUCGUGCUGCGAUAUUCCCAGGCGGAAUCGGUGACCAAUAUCUACAUCCUGAAUCUGGCCAUCGCAGACGAGCUCUUCAUGCUGGGCCUGCCGUUCCUCGCUGUUCAGAACGGCCUGCUCUCAUGGCCCUUCGGAUCGCUGAUGUGUCGCCUGGUCAUGACCGUAGACGCCAUUAACCAGUUCACCAGCAUCUUCUGUCUGACGGUGAUGAGCAUCGACCGCUAUCUGGCUGUGGUGCAUCCGCUCCAGUCCUCUAGGUGGCGCCAGCCGCGUGUGGCCAAAACGGUGAAUGCUACUGUAUGGGGGGUCUCUUUUGUAGUGGUUUUACCUGUGGUUGUGUUUGCUGGAGUUCUGAAGGACGAUGGGAACUGCAGCAUUGUGUGGCCCGAGCCGGCAGAGGUUUGGAAAGCGGCGUUCAUCGUAUAUACCGCAACUGUUGGGUUCUUCGGUCCUCUAACGGUCAUCUGUCUCUGCUACCUGCUGAUCGUGGUGAAGGUGCGCAGCUCUGGACGAAGAGUCCGUGCCACGUCGAUCCGCCGCCGGAAGUCUGAGCGCAAGAUCACACGAAUGGUGGUGAUCGUCGUGGCCGUGUUCGUCUUCUGCUGGCUGCCGUUCUACGUCUUAAACAUUGUGAAUCUGCUGGUUCUCCUGCCGGGAGAGUUCAGAGGGCUCUAUUACUUCGUCGUGGUUCUUUCAUACGCAAAUAGUUGCGCCAAUCCCAUUCUGUAUGGGUUUCUCUCUGAUAACUUUAAAAGAGGUUUCCGGAAAGCUUUGUGUAGAUCCUCCAGGCGUGUGGAAAACCAGGAUCACCUGCAGGGAACGGGAAUGGUUGCGUUACCGCUAGAGGAGAUACGAAGAGAGCAUCUGAAGGUGAGCGAAGCAGAGGAACACGAAGCAGAUCGAGAGAUGACGAAACUCCAGAACGGGUGUCAUGAGGACGACGCUGCGGGAGAAAUGGAUGGCUCCAUCAGCCCGACCUCUGACCCCACAGCUGUCCGUAAUGGAGCGCGCCGGACACACAAACACCUGCCGGAGAACAGUGAUGACAAACGCUCGGUCCUGGAGAUCAGCUGUUUGUAAUGUGAAAUGUGAAUGUUCAUUUAUGACUAUUAAAUGCACCAUCCAUUUAACCCUGCCAGCUGUGACCAAUCAGAAAAUAUGAGCUUUGCUCCUGUUCUUUAUUUGUAUGUCCAUCUGUGAUUAAACUGAUUGUGUUUGUAUGUGCACCAAUAAUGUGA
Molecule: messenger RNA, 1520 nt
Organism: Carassius gibelio (silver crucian carp)
Lineage: Eukaryota; Metazoa; Chordata; Actinopteri; Cypriniformes; Cyprinidae
Gene: sst3b
Product: somatostatin receptor type 5
Exons: 1
Coding region: 46-1362 (438 amino acids)
Biological process (GO): neuropeptide signaling pathway
Cellular component (GO): neuron projection; membrane
Molecular function (GO): neuropeptide binding; somatostatin receptor activity
Source: RefSeq, a predicted model, not a curated record